CGGAGCCAGCGCGGAUCGGCCCAGCAUGGAGGGGACGCGGCGCGCCGCGCUCCGCCUGGCCGCUGCCUGCUGCCUGCUCUGCGCCCUGCCAGGAGAGGGACAGAAGACAAUGGAGACCAUGGUGGCACCAUCACCUUUUCUUAGCACAGUGCUACCAACUCAUCAAGCCUCUGACUUGAGUCCAGUGACUACUGCUGCAACACUCAGUGCCACUGGCGCCCAUGCUGCAGAGAUGGAGAAUGCCUCCAUCCCUACCACUCCCAUAGUAGGCACCAAGACAGAGACACUGCAGGCUUCCACCACUGCCAGCCCUGGGGAGGUCACUGUUACGUGGCAUGAGCACAACACCACCUUGUCAGUCAACAGCAGCACCGAAAUCCCCUCCCCUACCCCAACUGCCAGUACUCUGGAAGAGAACCAGCCCCACCACGGAGUCACAGAACCUUUCAGCACAACUGAAGAGAUGGAUGACACCAGCAGUGCCACCCCCACGCUUCCUCUGAGCACUGUGUUGGCAACAACCAACAGCUCUCAACUGGGGCCUUUUGAUGGGCUGACUGUGGGGCCCACAGCAGUGAGGUCUGAAACCAGGCCAGGAACAAGCCCUGUGGGUGCCACCGAGAACACCGUGGAGUCCAGACCCUCUUCUUCUCCCAUCUCCACCAUAGGGAGCACGUCCCCUGCUACCACCUCCAGCACUGCGACGGUGAGACCCCUCCUGAGCAGCUCCACUGCUACCAGCACAGCUGCCAUCCCCAGCAGCACAUCUGCACUGGAGCAGCCAUUAGAGCCCAUGCAUGAGAAAGCUUCCGUGUUGGAUGUUGGUGAUGAUGAAAAUCCAGACCUACCCAGUUCUCCUUUGGCUGACACGACGAGGGCUGAUCCCUUGGUCAUCACUGUGAUCUCUGUCUUCAUUGUCAUGGUGGGCAUCCUGGGCCUGGUGGGCUUCCUCAGGUACCGCCAGCACAACAGCCGCAUGGAGUUCCGGCGCCUGCAGGACCUGCCCAUGGAUGACAUGAUGGAGGACACCCCUCUCUCACUCUACAGCUACUAGGCAACCAGGCUGUCCUCUGCCUGGCCGGCUGAACUUCCCAGAGGAGGAAGCCUUGAGGACUUGGUCCCAGACGAUCUGCUGAGGAAUGAGGGGCUGUGAUUUGCACACAACUGAAAGGUCCUUUUCAGAUGGCUUUUGGUUUUAGACAUUUUAAAAUAGUUCAGUGUUGAAGUUUUUAUGCUGGGAAUCAGAUCCAAAGUCUGGCCCUUUCCUCCAAGCUCUCCUCGAAACAGUGUCCUGAAGAGGUGCCUCCUCCUUUUAGUGUGGUGGCCAAUUAGCCAAGACAACCUUUGCCAUCACGUUCUGCAGGGAUCUCUUCUGUCCAUCUUGGUAGCUGCUGCUUUCAAAGGAGGUGGGUAAAGAUCCAUUCAAGAGCUCUUAAUGCUGGUGGUGUCAGCACAGUGGAGACUGCUCUUUUCUGAGGGAGCCAAGGAUGUGGAAAUCGGUUCUCUUGGGUACCCUCUUGUUCUGUAUUUUUAAGGUUGGUUGUUUUGGGUUUUUUUCUUGCACUUUUUUUUGUUCCUGUUUCAGCUUUAGUCUGGGAUUGGCACUGCUCAUCCCAAAAUACCUCUCAGGAGGACAACAGACUGCUCUGCUUUCUUCCUACAUGCAUACCUUUUCUCUUUAACCAGGGAAAACAGUUUUGUGGCCACUGGAGAAGUGCCCCUGCUACUUGAUGUUGCUUUGAAGUUGCUGGGAGGAAAGCUAAUGUAAUUUUAGCUUAAUGGGGCUUGAUAGGACUCAAUCUGUUGGCAAUUAGACACACUCAUUUGGUCUCACCAAAAUUAGGAAACUGGCUCCCAUACUGAUGCUUUCAGCAUCUGUGCAAACUCCUCACCCAGGCUCAGUAAAUGCUUUCGACCUUUCCCCUGCCUGGACUGACACACACCUUUCCUCAGGUACCUCCCACUUUGCUGCUAGCAUCUGUUGCUGGAAGUUAUACAAAACUAGUACUGCACUCUCCCUCCUCUGCUAUGCAAGGUCAAAGCUUCUUUACCUUCUAAUGUUGGUCUUUCAACCAGUUGGUGUCUUGUCUUGAGGACAGAUCCUGGAUGCAGGUGCCUUCCUCCCCUUUCUAGGUGUCAGGCUGAUUAAAUUCUGCACUGUUGCCUCAAAGUAUCACUGCUGUAGACUGCAUCCAAGGCUCUCGAGGCCCCUCAAGGAAACCCACAGACCACAGCCUCUUGGGUGUAAGUCUGAGGAUCUUUUGUUGCCCUUACCUUAGAAAGACCAGAUUAUGUGUGACAUUUCUUUGUGUCAUCAACACCUGCUCCUGUUUUCUAAUUCACCCUUGACUGCUGGUGAAGAGAAACACAUGCCUUCUGUAGAAUGUUUGAUUUUUGACUAAGCCAGUUGCUCCCUCAGGAUACAGCAAGGGCUAAAGAUUAGCUACCACAUUGCUCUUACAAGCCUGUCUCUCAGUGGCAACACUCACUGACCCCACAAAGGACAGCUACCAGGCCUCACUAGCAAAAGUACCUUUUUUGGGUUUUCCCAGUGCUGUUAUUGCUUGUCUUAGCAGGCAGAGGGGAAUUUCCCAUCAGCAGUGCUCAAAUUCUCUGCAAAGUGUACCGAUGGAGCACAACAGGCCUGGCUCAGAUAGAUGAACUGGGCAAGGCAGCAGUUCCUCCUUCCUGCAUUACUACUUCCCAAGUGGCUGACAAAUGGCUGCAGUGCAGUUUGGGUUCAGCUGUUGGCUUUGGCCUUGCAUCUAUUUAUUGUAAGGAUGCCCAGUAAAAUAGGGAAGAAGGGUUGGUUCUCUCCUGCUAUUAUUGCAUGAAAACUAAAGGGCAAUUGUCACAACUCCUAAGCUUUUGUAUCAAGCAUUGUCUGCACAGAGCAAUCUCCCUAGCUACAGACUUGUUUCCCUUGCUGCAGGGCAGGGUGCUACUGGGUUUUGGCACAAAGAGAGGCAAGUUAGGGUGGAAAACAGAACUCCAUCCUGGCUGGAACUGUGUCUCAGCACACAACCGAAGGGCAGGGGCUGGUUGUUCUGGUUUCUCAUGCAUCACUGUCCAGGGGAAAGGGGUGAGGAAGAAAACUCACCCAACACCAAAGUGCAACUUUCCUUGUAAAAUAUGUUAAUAGUGGAUUUUUUUUUCUGCAAUAAAGUUACAAAUGCCAAA
Molecule: messenger RNA, 3180 nt
Organism: Colius striatus (speckled mousebird)
Lineage: Eukaryota; Metazoa; Chordata; Aves; Coliiformes; Coliidae
Product: mucin-2-like
Exons: 5
Coding region: 26-1054 (342 amino acids)
Source: RefSeq, a predicted model, not a curated record